AUGCAGUCUAGGAAUGAUCCCGACAGUGGCCUAUGUCCGUCGAUCGACAUGUUGCCAGAGUGUUCAUCCAUGCAAGUUCGGAACGCCUUGAUAUCGGUUUCGCAAGCUUGCGGUUGGCCCCAGCUGCUGCUGGUGUUGCUCUGGUACAAACUGUUGUCCAUGGGUGCCGCAUUGGCAGGAGGGGCCUGGGCGGAUUCUGCGGGCGCGCUGGACGAUCCGCCAGUGAAGAAGCCGCCGACGGCAUGGCCGAUCGAGGAGCCUACUGCGACACCACUACAGAGAGAAAAGACGCACGGUUAG
Messenger RNA from Uncinocarpus reesii 1704, 300 nucleotides. RefSeq lists its product as uncharacterized. The record is from RefSeq and is a predicted model, not a curated record. Lineage: Eukaryota; Fungi; Ascomycota; Eurotiomycetes; Onygenales; Onygenaceae. The transcript is spliced from 3 exons. The coding region runs from base 1 to 300 and encodes 99 amino acids.